AUGGCUUCAUUACAAGCAUCAGCCGACACCGUGAAGGCGGCAGUGUCAUCCAUCACGACAUGCACCCCGGCGACCGUUGUCACUCUCAAGGAACUACUUCUUAUCGAGGCAGAAUCACCUGUACCGUCUAGCAAACCAGGAUCAAGAGCAGUCAAAGCUGCAACUGCGACCAAAUCUUCAAAAGCCAGCACCGCGACAAGGAAAUCUGCCACCGCGCAGUCACGCGAUGAGCGACUCAACUCACGAGAUAAGGCUGUUUUAGCCACGCAUGUUAUCAAUGCGGCGCUGAAGGCACUUGCGGAAGCCUCAAAACCCCAACCUCCGUCGACUCCCUGCAAACAAGUCGAGAAUGCUCCUCAAGCGGCUUCUAAACGAACAUUGAGGCGAUCGUUGUCAGCACCAUUGUCGCCAAUGCAACCAAGAACCUUGAAUCGCGUAGCAACCUCCCCAAGCGUGUCUAUAGUCAAAGCAAAAGCUCCGUUGCCUGCUCAAUCGACAGGAUGUUUGGCGAUUGUCGAAUGCGCGCGAACAGCAUUUGCUUCCCUGCGCUCACUGAAACCAUCCACGCAGGACGCCCAGUACGACUUCCAGGUGGAAAAUGGCAUGUCCGCAUUUAUCGGGAAACUGCUGGCUUUAAACUUGCAUGACCAGGCGCUAAAGGAAAUGAAAAUACUAAAACUAAGAUUAGAGCCUGCUGCUGCUAGCACCGAAGCCGCGAAAACGUCUGAAAAUAAAUCUACCGCCCUGGGAAUUGCCGAUCUGCUUGAGUUUCGGAAAAAAGUCUCGACGCAAACGCUUCCAAUCAUUACUUCACUGCAAAUUCAAAUCCUCAAGCUUGUCGGCGCCACGAAAAAGCCUGCCCAUAUUGAGGCACUGCUGCCGAUGCUUCUAGAGAAGAACCCAUCCUGCCCGGCCAAUCUGUUGUCAAAACUUGCGGAUAAAGGAGGCAAAGAAGCUCAAAAGGCUGCCCGACAAAUGGCUUCACUGUCACAGACUCUUCUGUCAAUGCUGCCAAGUGUCUCUAGUCAGGAGGACACGGUUGCGGCCGAACCUCGAUUGAGCCCCAUUCCUCAUAUUGCAUUUGAGCUUCAAGCGUUGGCCUUUAGAACACAGCUCAAGUGGUGGAGAUGGGCUCGGCACCAAGGUGACGUUGACAGCGAAGUUUUGGCUCCUUUCAGCCGCUGCAUGCGUGCUUUCGCAAGACGCCACAAGCACGACGACAAAUUCCUAUACCGAUCCUUGGCAGCAUCCUAUGAAGAAUUGAUGCAAAUUAUUCGCUCCCAUAAGCUGGAGCCAAUGGCAACCUCCAAGUCACCGCUAUCCUCCAUAUAUCAAGUUCUCGGAUCCGCCGCUCAUGCUGCACGACAGUACGAUGGUGCGUGCUGUUGGUUUGAGAGCCUGAAGGCCACCUUGAGCUCAGAAACAGACUCUGUGGUGGUGUUGUGCUCGGUCUCUGCACGGAUUCUUGCUGCUGCGUUGAAGAAGGAAGAAUUGGAGGCCAACAUUGAACCAGCUAUUCAAGGAGUCACUGACAGCCUGGGGGGUAGCCUGAGUGGUACCGUCACUGAGCUCAACGAGCUACUGGACAGCCUGUCGGCCACGAGGCGAUCUGUCGUUGGAUUGUUGAUGAAGGAGCUCGAUAACAAGGUCGCAUCUGAACCAGUGCCUCAGACAACGAGUGCUCUUUUGAAGAAUUUUGUGCUUCGAUACCCGCGAUUUCUGCGACGAUGGAUGGGAACGCCUCCUGGAAAGGAUGCUCCUGCAAAGCAGAUCCUGCAGUUUGAUCAGCGCAAACAAGUCAUCAUGCAAUCAAUCAAUCAGGUACUCGAUGCAACUUUGAUGGUUGUCAAGUGCGAGAUUCAAUCUGGCGCUCUCGAAUGGCAUCAAAUUGACGAUGUCCUUCAGCAUUGCACCGGGCUACUCGGCUCCGUAUCGGAUCCAUCACUUUCCUCCGCGAGAAUGGAGCAACUUGGCACCUAUCAUGUCAAGAUAUCUACGUUGUACUUUUCCAAGUUUGUGGAGCUGCGCAAGAUUAAGAAUCGGACUAAAGACCUCAACAAGCAGCUCCUACAGUCUCUAAGCCGUUCCAUUGACGCUGUAAAGGAACGAUCUUCUGCCGAGAAAGAAAAGGCACAGUUGUCCAUGAAGCUGGAGCUUUUCGCAGAUUUAUGCAAGGGAUCUGGCAGAAGCGAAGAUGCAGUUGGAACACUACGAUCCAUAUGUACCAACAUGGCAGAGGAUGGUGUCCUCUCUGACGUUGCCAUGGCCCUGUCAAAUCUACCUCCCGCUCUCGCCUGGGCCAUGACGGAAAAGUCCGCUUCCCUCUCACGUACUUUGCGGUCAAUCGCCAAGCUGGAUAAAUCGUGGAAUGAUUGGACGUUUUUCCUCCCGGAAACCGAACGAGCCGCCGUGCUUGAGCAUCUCAUGCACUUGAGCGCUGAAGCACCAGGUCACGGGCAGCCUCUCCGACUCCAAGACCCGAGCCCAGCAGCGCUACUUCGAAUAUACUCCCUUGAUAAAUAUCCGAUUCGGCGGUUCCGAGUCUUACUUCACCUGUUCUAUCAGAGUAUUGGAGAGGAUGAAGGUCUAGAAGAGCUUGCGUCGAACUUGGACCAAGUUUCUCGACAACUUCAAAAGAAGGACAAGGGUGAAGACGGCUCCCUAGCACAAUUUAUCCCCCACCUCCAAGCAUAUUAUUCUUCCCUGGAAGCUCUAGCCGAAAGUGACAGCAGAUUCCCAGUGGCGGUGAUUAAGGAUAAUAUCUCUUGCUGGAAGGCGAUACUCGGUUCGCAUCAAUCGAAGGAUGAUUUAUACACCAAGAUCGACAACCCGACAACAUUAAUUGGAUUUUUGCAGACCUUGAACCACCUGGCUGAUCUCCGUGGCGAGACUGAGCUUCAGAUCUCUAUUUCGGAGCUUUCCAUUGCCUUAUCCAAAGCCGUAACGGCACACUCUGGAUCAUUUCAUGAUGGUUUGAUUCUCCAAAAUAGCCACCUAGCAACACAGUAUGUCAGCAUCGGCAAGUUUGCUCAAGCGUCUGGUGCGCUGGAAAUUUCUAAAGAACUUCUUGAUCAUAAUGAGGGAGUGUCGCAGCGGGUUGUUGCCGACUUUUACCUGUCUCAAGCGGAGUACUACGCAGGCGUCGGCAGCUUAGAUGAAGCAUUAAAUUGCGUCGACAAGGCAAAUAACAUUUGUGGCGAAUCGUAUUCAGCCUGGGCACAAUCGAAAUCACAAGCCAAUUUGAUGAUUUCCAUGUCCGCCCUCAUCCAGUCUACAAUUUCUCUCCGGACUGGCAAUAUUGAGGAAGCACUAUCAUCCAUCCGAACUGGUGUUCGCAUGCUUUCUCAUGAAUGGACCAGAAUGGAGACAGCAUUGACAAACUCCGAUUCAAGCGUAUCCGAAAUCAGCUCAACCACUCUUGACCUGAAGCAAUCGAAACUCAAGACUGCCGGUCCACGUUUUUGGGGACUUGCGGUGCCACUUCUCCGCUGUCUUUUACAUAUAUCAUCCGUGUAUGCGCAUAUCGGAAUGUUCCAGGAGACCAUUUAUUAUGCCGAAUCUGCAUGGAAAAUAGCCGAGAGCACCCAAUCCUCGCUGUAUCGCGCACAAGUCACUGCAUGGACUGGGUCCGUAUACCUCAAAGCGGGCAAUCUAGUCAAAGCCCUUGACACUUUGGCCGGAGCCAAGAACCAUAUUCCUAACAGUAUUUGCUCGUCUCGGGUUCACUUUGCCCGAAAACUGGGCGAACUGUACUCUGAAAUAGGCGACGAGGACAAGGCCAAUGAGUAUCUUACAAUUGCAGAAGAAACUCUUCAGCUACUGGGUGAUACUCCCAAAAGUUCCUCCAUCGAAGACAGGUCGACGGCGCCAACAGCGAAGACAAAGACAACAGGUGCCAGAGCUGUACGAGUUGCACGAACGACCAAAGCCAAGCCUGCCGCAGCUACCCGACUUACAAAACGGCCAGUCACAGCAGCGAAAACCAAAGCGACAGGAGCAGACGCUGUCGCUCAUUUGCCCGAGGAUGUCUAUCAGUCGUCCUUGCUUGCAGCCGUUCUCCUUUCUAGAGCAAUUGGAUACAUACAGAGGAAGGAUUGGUCGUUGGCUUUGUCAACUCUGCAACAGGCAAAGGAGCUGCCCAAACUGUUCGGCACUCUCUCGCUGGAACAGAUUGUUACCGCAACAUCACUCAUCGGCCAUAGCAUGGAACAGAUGAUUUCGGACCCAGUGUUCUCCGUUAUGCAAGACUCUACAAUCUCGUUUCCCGCUAUAGCUAGCAGCGUGGGUAGGGCAUCAAUGGACAAGAAUAGCUUGGCUACGUCGCCUCCCCGACGCGGACGCGCCGCAGCCGGUGACAAGAAGACUACCAAGGACAAAGUCACCGGUCCUGCAUUUGCUGACGCUCUCAGGCAAGCUCAGGAUAUAUUGAUAGAAGCCCAUAGAUCUACCUUGUCGACGGCUGACAGUGGCAUGGUCCACCGACUCUCAACAUUGCUACAAAAUACCAUUAUACUGCUGUCGGCAACAUCGGCCUCCAAGGCGAAGCCGAUGCUCUCGUCUGGUCUUGCGAUAGUGGCGGUCGAUUUGGGCCGCAAUAUUACCUGGAUGCGGGAACAAAAUACACUUAUGGUUUCGUCGGGUGCCUCUGCGAAUGGAUCAUCUAUAUCUGAGGCACCGCCAAAAAGCGUCCAGGGACCUGCUACGAGCCUUGCUCCGGACAUGGCAGGGUUUCAAACGGAUUACGUCGACUUGCUGCCAAAAAACUGGAGUGUCAUUUCGCUGUCUUUGAGUGACAGUUGCCAUGAUCUUUCGAUUACCAAGUUGCAAGCCGGCCACUCUCCCUUCAUCCUGCGCUUACCGCUCGAAAGAGCCAACUCACGCGACGCAGAUGCUGAAGUAUUCAAUUUCCAGCAUGGACGUGAAGAACUUCUUGACAUCAUUAAACUAGCCAAUGAGACCAGCCACUCCGCGCGAGACUUUUCAGCAAAGGGCGAGCGAAGUGCGUGGUGGGCCGAACGCGAAUCCCUGGACACCAGACUCAAGGACCUCUUGUUGACAGUUGAGACAACUUGGCUUGGCGGUUUCAAAGGCAUCUUUUCUCAGCAUCAGAGAAGAGCCGAUUUGUUGGCGCGUUUCCAGAAGAGUUUCCAUCAGAUCCUUGAUGGAAGCCUUCCGUCCCGAAACAGAUUGCGCGGCAAAAAGUCCGCUAAGACAUCGUCUGUUAAUCUUGAUCCACGAAUCCUCGAUCUUUUUAUUGGCCUUGGCGACCCGACGGAUCCGGACUGUGACUUUGACGAGGCGCUCAACGAUUUGCUUUAUUUCGUUGUGGAUAUUUUACAGUUUCACGGAGAGAGAAACGCAUACGACGAGAUUGAUUUCGAUGCCAUGGUUGUUGAGACGUACGAUGCUCUGCGAGGAUAUUAUGCGGCUCUAAAUGCAGGAUCGGAGCGAGAGGCAGGCUCUCAUACCAUCCUCGUCUUGGACAAAGCGCUCCAUGCAUUUCCAUGGGAAUCACUGCCUUGCAUGGAAGGGCUGGCCGUAUCACGAGUCCCAUCACUAGCUUGCCUACGACGACUUAUUACGGAAUCUAACAUGAGAAGUGCUUCUGCUUCCACCAGCGUCCCAGAGGGUCACUGUGUUUCCCCAGCACUCGGAACAUAUAUCCUCAACCCAUCAUCCGACCUAAAGAACACACAAGCGUUCUUCCAGCCUACAUUCAAGACCCUCAAGAGCUGGAACAGCAUUGUCAACAAGUCUCCGCAAGAGUCUGAGUUUGAAGACGCUCUCUCCAAGUCAGAUAUACUAGUCUACUUUGGUCAUGGUAGCGGUGCUCAAUAUAUCCGCGGCAAAACUGUUCGUCGCCUCGAGAAAUGUCGACCGGCAACAUUCCUCAUGGGAUGCAGCUCAGCCGCACUUACAGAAGCCGGGGAAUUCGAGUGCUAUGGCGCUGUGUGGAACUACAUGAUGGCUGGAUGUCCCGCCGUGGUAGGCACGCUGUGGGACGUGACUGAUCGUGAUAUUGACCGAUUUGCGGGACGGACCUUCGAAGAGUGGGGUCUAUUCCCCCAAGGUACAUUCAAAGAGGAUGAGAAGAAGAAGAAGGGGCGCAGCAAAAAGGGCGGCGUGGAUGUUGAUGGUAGCGAUGAUGAUGGCAUUGCCUCAGACGGGUCGCGACCGGCAUCACCAGCACUAUCUUGGGCGUCCUCAUUGCCUGAAGCUGUGGCCAAGGCGAGAGAUGCUUGCAAGUUCAAGUAUUUGAAUGCGGCGGCUGUGGUCGUUUACGGUAUUCCCGUGUAUAUCAAUCGUGAGGAGUAG
Pochonia chlamydosporia 170 is the source of this 6315-nucleotide messenger RNA. RefSeq names its product separin. Gene Ontology annotation, cellular component: centrosome; mitotic spindle; cytoplasm. Gene Ontology annotation, biological process: meiotic chromosome separation; proteolysis. Bases 1 to 6315 code for a protein of 2104 amino acids. Lineage: Eukaryota; Fungi; Ascomycota; Sordariomycetes; Hypocreales; Clavicipitaceae. The transcript is spliced from 2 exons. The record is from RefSeq and is a predicted model, not a curated record. Gene Ontology annotation, molecular function: protein binding; cysteine-type endopeptidase activity.